This is a messenger RNA of Anopheles arabiensis, 2474 nucleotides long. RefSeq names its product calcitonin gene-related peptide type 1 receptor (gene hec). Gene Ontology annotation, molecular function: G protein-coupled peptide receptor activity. The record is from RefSeq and is a predicted model, not a curated record. NCBI's taxonomy places the organism in Eukaryota, Metazoa, Arthropoda, Insecta, Diptera, Culicidae. The coding region runs from base 602 to 1948 and encodes 448 amino acids. Gene Ontology annotation, cellular component: plasma membrane. The transcript has 10 exons. Gene Ontology annotation, biological process: cell surface receptor signaling pathway; adenylate cyclase-modulating G protein-coupled receptor signaling pathway.
GUAGAGCAGCGUUUCAUCCUGUCAGUUGCUUGGGACUGCUGGAUGUAAGCGGAUCUCAGGGGCCGGAGAACCAUCAAACCAGCCACUCACCCACCGUCGUCGAUGAUAGUGUGUUUGGGUUAAAUUUUGAAUCCGUUUUGUCAACUGUUGGUGGGGCCACAAUUGUUGAUAACGAAGUGCAAUGGUACAUUAAGCUAAGCGAAGGGAAGUGAUAGUGAGGAGGAAAGCGACGGAUGGUAGUUGUCUUGCGAAGAAGCGGGCAACGGACGCUCCAAGAGCCGUCGUGGAAUGGUAGCGGCCACUGGUGAUUAACUGGUGUGAAAUUGCGUGUACAGUUACGAUCGAGCAUGUUGUAGGUGUAUGGCAAUAACGAACCUCGAGACGCAACUCGAGCAUCGUCCCAGCCACUGGGCCGGCGGCAGGUGAGCCAGACUGACUGGCUGUUGAAUAAAUAUUUCGGCAAAGCUUUUACUGUGAAGCCAAGUGAAGGAAAGUGGAUAAUUGAAUGUACAAGCAUUAAUCUGCAGCGUGCUGCUCAUCGGGGUAAUUGAAAUUGCGGCAAGUGUUUCCGAGAUUUCGCGGGCGCGCGAGCUUGGCCAAGAUGACGAUCCGGGAGGACGCCGCAGAGCUGGUGCGCGUUGAUCUUGCGAAAGCGAACGGGAGCGCCUACUUUGGUCAGACGGGCAUGAUCGACGCUGGAGGCAGAGUAGGCGACGGACAGGAUGGACAGAUACAGUUCGAUAGGCUCGAGUUCGAAAGUCCGGAGGAUUUGAUGCGCCAUCUCUACUACACCUGUAUGCGGUCAAACACGAGCGAGCCACCGUGGACCACCGAUGGUAGUACGGUGUUUUGCCCGCGCCGGUUCGACGGAUGGUCCUGCUGGGAACCGACGCUGGCUGGGACGGUGGCGGAAAACUGGUGCCCAAAGUUUGUGCUAGGCUUUGAUCCACGGCGGCUCGCCUAUCGCACAUGUCAUGAGAAUGGGUCCUGGUUCGUACAUCCACACUCCGGACGGGAAUGGUCCAACUAUACCAACUGUAUCGACACGGAAGAUAUGCAGCUUCGUCGGUUGGUAAACGACAUCUACAUCGGUGGAUACACGGUUUCGUUCUUAACGCUAAUUAUAUCACUGUGUAUUUUCCACAGCUUUCGCACGCUGAAAUGCACCCGCAUACGGAUACACAUCCAUUUGUUCACCUCCUUGGCGCUAAGCUGCCUGUUCUGGAUCGUCUGGUACAAGUUUGUCGUGGAGGAUCCGGAUGUCCUGAAUGCAAAUACGGGCUGGUGCGUCGGGCUGCACAUUCUGCUACACUACCUGAUGCUGGUUAAUUAUUUCUGGAUGUUCUGCGAAGGACUACACCUGCAUCUUGUGCUAGUUAUAGUCUUCAUCAAGGAUAUUGUCGCAAUGCGUUGGUUCGUCACGAUCGGCUGGAUAUUGCCGAUGGUGCUGGUGAGCCUGUACGCCCUCGUCCGCAACACGCAGCCACUCGAUACGGAGCACUGCUGGAUGAACGAAAGCCAUGCCAUGUGGCUGCUGACGAUUCCGGUGUGCUUUUCGCUAGUGGCCUCACUGGUGUUUCUUAUCAACGUCGUCCGGGUGUUGCUGACGAAGCUAAGCUCCACCUCGCCCCAUCCAGCACCGCUCGGACUGCGGAAAGCGACGCGUGCCACCUUGAUUCUCAUUCCCCUGUUUGGUCUGCAGCACAUCCUGCUGCCGUUUCGGCCGGAGAAGGGCUGCUCGCUGGAACGGUACUAUCAGAUCGGGGCCGCCCUGUUGAUCAGCCUGCAAGGUUUGUGCGUUUCGUGCCUGUUCUGCUUCGCAAACCACGACGUCAUCUUUGCGGUACAGUGCUACCUGAGCCGAUUUUUCCCCGACCUCGUGACGCACCCGUUUCUCGAGAGCAACGGUGGGCAGCCGGCCACGCAAAGCCGCGACGUGGUCGUAUGACUACUGAACGCGCGUCGCUCCACACCGACGAGUAUAAGCCCGCGCGAAGCGACUCCCCGCGAGCUGGCCCAGUGUGCCGUCUGAGCCGUGUGUCUGUUGCUGUUGUGUCGUGUUGUUGUCGGUGGAAAAGGAAAACCCCAGCGCCAGAGGAUCCGUUGGCUGCGGUCAAUGAAAUCGCCGUAGGUGUCCUUCGCGAUGGCGAGAUUUUGGGGGUUCAACUCGCAUGAUGUAUGUGCUGCUAUGAAUCCGUUUGGUGUUCGUAUUUCGGUGUUUCUGUGGUAAAUAAUGUGACUGCGUGUACAAAAUCUAAUGUUCCUGAGGCACAAACACAAAUGUGUAGCGAGAAGGUGGUGGCACGGGAUCCGCUACCUUUCGGGUGACUAAAAAUAUGUUUAACAAUACUAGCUGCAAGCGGAGCGUUGGCCGCAUUCAGGGCUGCAUCCUGUAGCGCACAUCCGGCGCCCGAAUUGGGUGAACGAAGAGAGAAAUAAAGAAUAUUUUUACAGCUUGAGUAACAGCGGCAAAA